CCCUGCGGCCUGCGGUCGUGAGGGGCGACCCCGGCCUGAGGGCAAUCCCGACGGAGAAAGGGUUGAUGAGUCCUGCUGCGGCAAUGUGAAGUCAUGGAGAGAAAAAAUCCAUCCAGAGAGAGUCCCAGGAGACUUCUGGCCAAGCUGGGAAAAGUGAUGGAAAUGAAACAACUGGCUCGCCAUUUCAGCCUGGCCACGGCUGAAUCGGACAAGGAUUCCGGAUUCUCAGACGGGAGCUCAGAAUGCCUCAGCUGUGCCGAGCAGAUGGACACGGAAGACACGCUGAACCCGCUGGGCUGGACUGGAGAUGAUGGGUCUCUGCAGAACCCCGACGUCGGAAGCAGUUCCUUCCCAGCCCUGUCCCCCAUGGUUGUCAUGAAAAACGUCUUGGUCAAACAGGGAAGCAGCUCGUCUGAGCUCCAGUCAUGGACGGUCCAGCCCUCCUUUGAAGUGAUCUCGGCUCAGCCACAGCUUGUGUUCCUUCAUCCACCUGUUCCACCUCCCGUGAGUUCCUUCCACGCUGGUGAGAAGAAAAGCGAUUCCAGGAACUACCUACCUAUUUUAAACUCCUACACCAAAAUAGCCCCACAUCCAGGCAAGAGGAGUCUUUCCCUCACCCCAGAGGAAGGAGGGGGAGCUGGCGAUCGAAAACGGACCUGUUCGGACAGAUGCAGGACAAGCUCGUCUUCCCUCGGGCCGACCAAGACUAACGUCUUGCCUUCCGGUCCCUCAGCCAUGCCACCGGGCCUGAGACUCGAUCAGGACUCUGCUCGGCAGAGUUCGUCAUCCUUGCCGGCCGGCGGGGGCCGGCGAACCGUCCCCAGCUUUCAACCGGGGCCCGGCGGCCGUUCGGUCGGAGGUCCCCGUUUGACCCCAGAGGCCCCAGCCGUGGACGGCUCCGGCCGAGGGGCCGAGAACUCCGUGUCACUGUCGACCCCGGCGGUUCCCAGCAGCCCCCCCGCCACCGUGGGGCAACUCCGCCGCACCCUAGAAGCCUUCCCCGAGCCCCGGCAGAGCAAGCACAGACGCUUUCAGAACACUCUGGUGGUUCUGCAUCGGUCUGGUUUGCUGGAGAUCACCCUGAAGACCAAGGAGCUGAUCCGUCAGAACCAGGCCACCCAAGUCGAACUGGACCGCCUCAAGGAGCAGACGCAGUUGCUGGUGGAAGCCGCACAAAGCAAUACUCCUCAGGCUUGGGCCAAGCUGCAAGCCUCGCUGUCCGUGUGCAACCAAGCUAAAAGUGGCCUAAAGCCAUCGCCCGCUCAACCGGGCAUUUAGCACAGGCGCCCUUGCUGCCCUGCGAACGGCUCCCGGGCCGGUAUUUACUCGAGUUUCCCCCAGCGUUUUUGAGAGCUUCCCUUAGGGUUAUGCGACUGCUCGAAGGAGUCACUCACCCAGCCCCCACAGCCAUUAUCUGGUGGUCGUUGAGAGCCUGAGCCUCGGGCCGGGGCGGGUCGUCCUCUGUUGGGAAUCUCAGAUUUGAAGCCUCUCUGAAACCCCUCUUCUUGGGCUGCCGACAAGCUCGAUACAGUCCAUUGACUAGCUUUGAAGAGGCGGUGCUCUCAGUGGGAGAGAGGGAAAUAUCCCUGUAAAGCCCUCCUAGAGAGGCCAACCUCCUGUCUUCCUGUCACCCACGUGCUUUCCCGGUCUCAUAACAGCAGCAGAGGUGGUUAGUCCUGGAAUCAAUCAAUCAAUCGUAUUUAUUGAGCGCUUACUGUGUGCAGAGCACUGUGCUAAGCGCUUGGGAAGUACAAGUUGGCAACAUAUAGAGACAGUCCCUACCCAACAGUGGGCUCACCAGGUGGGUUCUUUGGCAUCUGGAGACUGAGCCACUCAGAGAUCCCCUGUUGAUCUUUGUGUGGGUGUUUUGGAACCAACCACCUGAAAUCCAGUAGAGGUGUAUUUGUUAGAACGGCAUACCGCAGCCACCUUGCCACUUGACCCAAACCUAAGAUGUCUUAGAAACAGGUUUGGCAUAGUCUGCUUCAUUGCUUAAGAGUUGGUUUUCUGCAACUUGAGAGUUGAGAUGACGGUGUAAUAGCAUCCCAUUUGUACUAAGUAAAGGGGCACACAAAAAGCUGAUUUGGGAGAACUGACCGUAACACCCAAGUGGAGCAUCUUUGAAUUUCUGAGGUCCACCCUGAUGGGUUAAAGUAGCAGCUAGAGGAGUUCGUUCGUAAGAACCAGAAAUUGUUGUUUAGGAUGUCUGGCACCCUCUGUUCCGUGUCUAGUUCAGCUGGAUGAGCUUGUCUCUCUCCCUGACUGAAGUCGCCAAGCCCCAAGACAGCAAAAGUGACUCCAGAGAGAGUAGCGUGCCCUGACUUCCCCUCUGGCAAAGGGGGCAGAGGAACAGAAGAGCUGAAACAUUUGGAAAACAUUCCAUAGUGUACCCAUUUUUCUCCCUUUAUUGGGUGGAGUUACGCCAAACCCAGCAUCUGAGAGAGGUGUAAUGCUUGUACAACGAAGUUUCUCCCAGACUCUCACAAAUACUCUUUGGCCUGGUUCGGCAUAGGUCAUGUAGAAAUGAAGAAUUAAUGAGAUUUUUCCAUACUUGGCCCUCCAAGUGCCAUCCCUUCAAAUUGAAAUGUGUUUACAACCUAGUGAUCUUAUGUACCUAGGGCUUUUUAGGUACUUAAUUCUAUUUUUUUAAACAGAUUUAUGUUCAGAAGUCUCUUUACUAAUCUGAAUAUUUCAUCUUCGGAACCACUGGGCGUAAAGGUGGCCUUUAGCUAUGAAGAGAGAGAGAGAGAAUCCUCAUUUGUAAGAAUUGAUAGAGACUAAAGUUCCCAUUUUCCUGCCAGGAAGGAGAUCCAGACAUCUUAGUGAGGCCUGAGGGUAAACCAUUUUCUUUCCCAUUGACGUAUGGUAUUUUUUAAGCCCUUGUAGGUGCUAAGAGAUGGGGGUAGGUACAAGAUAAUUAGGUUGGACACAGUCCAUUUGGAAAUGUUUUUAACGAUGGAAAACUCUCUACAAGUUGACGGGGAAGGCUUCAGAGAGCUGCUUGGAUUCUGUGCAGAAAGGCUGAUUUAGAGAUACUUGCAUUGGAAUCAGUUGUAAAGUAUAGACAAAUAGAGGGUCUGUUGAAGUCCACUAGGCUAUCCUGUUGUCAGGGCAGAACUGUGUCCUGCUAUCCAUCUUUCUGCAGAGAACUCUCCAAAUGGCAGCAGAUAGGGACAUUGAACAAAUUCUCUUCUUCUCUAAAGAUCGUCGGUCAGCCCAAUCUCUCUGCCCCACCGAAUCUAUUUUCGGGGCAUUAGAGCAGCUGCAUAUUGAACAGCAUGCUAAGAAAUUUCCGUUUGGCAAAGAACAUUUGGCUUUGGAGGUAGAGAGCCAGGUGCUUUCAGGGACAGCCUGGGCACUAGUAAUGAUUCUCGCUGAGUGGCAAAAAAAAAAAACAACCCGCAUAUUGGGAUCCAAAUGUAUUUCAUCAGAAAAAUCCUCCACAGAGCUUUUAAGUCUCUUGGACUCCUCUUCCCCAGUGAGGGUUUGCAGAGCUGCAAAACUUAGCAUCGCCGUGAAAGAUGGUAAAAUCUGCCAUUGGUCCUUACUUUCAUCACCAGAUGACAUCGAGAGGCAGAAUGCUGCUCCGGCUCGGGAUAAUCUCUCUCUUCCAGAUGGCUUAGAGCUUGACGUCUGAGCUAUUGUACAGCAGCAAUUUCCUUCCCUUAAUGAAACUGUAAGUAAAUCGAGCUGAGUAGAGAAACCUAGGGCUAGGGAGGGUGGGAUGCAAUGCUCCGUGACCUGCAGAUUUGGGCUAGAACUGAAGCCAGAAGCCUCCAGGAAGGACCCUCUUGGGUUGAUCGGAAACUUCUGCUCCAUUGGUUGGAGGAGGCUGGAAGUAAUAUCGGUCUGAAUCUGGGCUAAUCUGCAAUGUUUUUGCACUACUAGUGAUUUUGGUACAUAGUAACACAGAUUCUUCCCUGAGGGUGUUCUUGGGGGUCGACUGCUUUGGGUAGUGUUGAAAGACAUCAAAGAAGGUAGGCAGGGGAAUGGACUUAGUCAACUGCCGCUUUGAUGUGAAGUUUGUAACUCAGAAUAUCUGGUUGCCUUUUAUAAAUUAUUCUACGAAGAUGUGACUUUCCCCCUCAUUUUCUGAUGCCUCCGACCGAAAUGUAACGAUCGCUCAUACCUUCAAGCGCGUCUCCAGCUAUGACUACUGUAAGGUAAAGAUUCAUUUUCAGGAGGUGAACUCAUUCGGUCAGAGUCGAAGUUUUGCAGAAAUUGACUGUGACACAUGAAAGAGAAAUAAAAGUCAUUUGAAGAUGUUC
Tachyglossus aculeatus (Australian echidna) is the source of this 4268-nucleotide messenger RNA. RefSeq names its product CLOCK interacting pacemaker (gene CIPC). The record is from RefSeq and is a predicted model, not a curated record. Gene Ontology annotation, cellular component: nucleus. Gene Ontology annotation, biological process: negative regulation of circadian rhythm; negative regulation of DNA-templated transcription. The transcript is spliced from 4 exons. The coding region runs from base 94 to 1278 and encodes 394 amino acids. Lineage: Eukaryota; Metazoa; Chordata; Mammalia; Monotremata; Tachyglossidae.